Molecule: messenger RNA, 1614 nt
Organism: Penicillium argentinense
Lineage: Eukaryota; Fungi; Ascomycota; Eurotiomycetes; Eurotiales; Aspergillaceae
Product: putative carboxylesterase
Exons: 2
Coding region: 1-1614 (537 amino acids)
Source: RefSeq, a predicted model, not a curated record
AUGAGGCUUCUUGUCACCCUCAUCGCCACUGCACUGGCUUUCACAACCACAACAACAGCAUACGACGACCCCCUCGUCCACCUCAACUAUGGCAGCUUCCAAGGAAAAUACGACAGCAGCUACAACCUCUCAUACUUCCGCAAAAUACCCUUCGCUUCUCCCCCAACCGGCGAAAAUCGCUUUCGAGCUCCACAACCACCGGCGCAUAUCACAGACAGCAUCUACGACACAGAUCAGGACUUCGACAUGUGUCCCCAGCGCACAGUGAACGGCUCCGAAGAUUGUCUCUACCUAGGACUUUUUUCCCGACCAUGGGAUACAGAUAAAGCAGUAAAGAGACCCGUACUGGUGGUUUUCUACGGCGGGGCCUUCAUCCAAGGCAGUGCCUCGUUUACAAUGCCGCCAUCUUCGUUCCCCGUCCUCAAUGCCAGCACCCUCAAUGAUUACGUUGUGAUAUACCCGAACUACCGCGUCAAUGCCUUUGGAUUUCUCUCCGGGAAGGCAAUAAUGGAAUCAUCGACUUCCGAUCUCAAUCCUGGUCUGCUGGAUCAGCAGUAUGUCUUAAAAUGGGUACGAUCCCACAUUCACCAUUUCGGCGGCGACCCCCGAAAUGUGACAAUAUGGGGCCAGUCAGCUGGUGCAGGGUCCGUCGUUGGACAAGUCCUCGCAAAUGGACGACACGGACAGCCAAAGUUGUUUUCAAAGGCGUUGGCGAGCUCGCCUUUCUGGCCGAAGACGUAUGCCUACAACGCACCCGAGGCCGAGGCGAUUUUUGCAGAGUUUGCGAAUCUGACAGGUUGUUUGGGGAACACAGAUCGCGAGACAAUGUCUUGUUUGAAAGCUGUUGAUGUGCAGACGAUACGGGAUGCGAAUCUCGUUAUUGCUGCUGGGAAUACUUGGACGACGAGCUCAUAUACCUGGGCACCAGUUAUUGAUGGAGAGUUUUUGGUUGAUACGCUUACUGAAGCUGUUAAUGCGGGAUCCUUGAAGACGGAGUUUGUUUUCGGGAUGUAUAACACCCAUGAAGGGGAGAAUUUUGUUCCUUCCGGACUGAAGUCUGAGGCUGGUGCUAAUGGGUUUAAUUCCUCGGUUGCAAGUUUUCAUUCUUGGCUCACGGGGUUCCUGCCUGGAUUCUCGGAGAAGCAGAUUCGUGCUGUGGAGGAAGUUUAUUACCCGGUUCUGGGUAGUACUGAGACGAUCGACGAGUAUAAUAGCACGUACGUGCGUGCUGGCCUGGUUUAUCGAGAUGUUGUUCUUGCUUGUCCGGCUUAUUGGGUUGCGAAUGAUGCGCAGCGGAAGGGGUAUCUGGGAGAGUACACUAUUUCGCCGGCGACUCAUGGGAGUGAUACCAUAUAUUGGAACCGGAUCAAUGCAGUGCAGACGAGAAAUCCAGUCGUCUAUGAGGGAUAUGCGGGUGCUUUUGCUAGUUUCUUUCAAACUGGUGAUCCGAAUGUGCACAAGCUGACGGAUGCUUCCCAGCCUGGCGUGACUGUGAUACAGCGGACCGAGGAGGAGUUUGUAGUUGUAGACAAUGGAUUUGAGAAUACUCACCUGACUCAGCUGAAGAAGAGAUGUGAUUUUUGGAGGGGGCUGGGGAAGCAUAUUCCUGUUUGA